Messenger RNA from Hansenula ciferrii, 627 nucleotides. RefSeq lists its product as uncharacterized. The transcript has a single exon. Lineage: Eukaryota; Fungi; Ascomycota; Saccharomycetes; Phaffomycetales; Wickerhamomycetaceae. The record is from RefSeq and is a predicted model, not a curated record. Bases 1 to 627 code for a protein of 208 amino acids. Gene Ontology annotation, cellular component: membrane; endomembrane system.
AUGGACGAACUCAAGUACAGAGGUGUCAAAGUGAUCCACAAGAGCAACAAGGUGGAAGAAUUAGACGAUAACACCACAGAGAAAACCACAACCAUUCCACAAGAUGAUGAUGAUACCAUAAGUUUUAGUUUCUUUGAUAUAAUACGAAUGUUAUUAGGUUUAUUAGUUCUUUUAGUUUCAAUCUCAUGGUGGUUCACAGGGACAGGGACAUUUGGAUACGAAGGAAAAUUAAUUGAUCCACAUUUCUUAAAAUUUCAAAUCUUUGGAUCUUAUUUAAACCUUACAGAUUUAGAAUUAUCAAAAUUUAAUGGUUCAAUUGAAGGAAAACCUAUUUAUAUUGGUAUAAAUGGUACUGUAUUUGAUGUUAGUAGUUCACCAGGGAUCUAUGGACCUGGUGGCUCAUAUAAUUACUUAGCAGGUAAAGAUUGUGCUAGAGCUUAUGCAACAAAUUGUUUAAAUCAAUUAAAUUAUGAUAUUAGAGAUUUAGAACCAAGUGAAAAAAGAAGAUUAAAAGGUUGGUAUGAAUUUUUUGAAAAAAAAUAUUUUAAAGUUGGUGUGGUUAAUCAUGAGCCUUUGGUAGGUCCAGGGCCUGAUAGAUCUGAUUGUCGUGGUAAAAAUCAUUAUUAA